AUGCGCGAAGUAUUCUCGGGCGCCGCCGCCUUUGACAAGGACCUCUCGUCGUGGAACGUGUCAGCGGUUGACUUCAUGUACAAGAUGUUCUACGACGCCUCCUCCCUCAGCGAGUGCAACAAAGCGCUCAUCCACGCCAGCUUCGAGGCACAGAACCCAAGCGGAUGGCCCUACUCGUCCGAAUGGGACUCGCUUGCCUCGUUCCUCGUUGUCGCCUCCUUCACUGCCAGCGGGGACAUCAGCGACUUCGACGGAUCGAUGAAAGCAGACAUUCUUGAGACGCUUGCCCAGCUGGCUGGGUUCGACUUUGUGCCUCUUGGAUCAACUCUCGAAAUCAUCGCCGGAAGCGUCAACGUGGUCGCCAAGUUUCCCGUGGCAACACGGGAGAGCGCAAGCUCGGCGCAAGGUAAUCUGUCCGAGGCCGCGAUGAGUACUCUUCUUGCAGAUGGCAUCUACCUUGAAACCACACUCACGAUUGAGAUUCAGGACGGCCGCGUGCAAGCAGCAAUCAUCGGUGGAGCCUAUAUAUUCAUCAAGAAUAGGAGUCCUAGCAACCCGUCAACCGCCUCGGGCUCAGUUGUCGAGAUGGAGGCAACCAUGGACGUUGAGGAAGCGAAUGCUGUUGCAAACAUAAAAGCUAUGCAACGCGUCUACUCGCUGCGCAUCUAA
This is a messenger RNA of Emiliania huxleyi CCMP1516, 669 nucleotides long. RefSeq lists its product as hypothetical. The transcript is spliced from 3 exons. NCBI's taxonomy places the organism in Eukaryota, Haptophyta, Isochrysidales, Noelaerhabdaceae. The coding region runs from base 1 to 669 and encodes 222 amino acids. The record is from RefSeq and is a predicted model, not a curated record.